AUGAAAAUUAGUGCCAUGAAAUUAAAUUAUCCAUGCCGUGCUCGAGAUCUGGAAUAUCAAAUACCAAACACCCAGCAACUCCAAAGUUCAAGGUCAACAGAAGAAAUGACAAGUCAAAGAAGUUUGCGCCUGCUCCAGAAACUUGCAAAUGUAACUCAGCAGAGCUUUCGUCUGUCACACGGUCAAAGUUCAUCCACUUCGUUGAAGACACUAACAAAACAUUAUGACGAGGUUAGCAUCCCAGUUCCGUGGGGACAUAUAGCAGGAAAAUGGUAUGGACCGAAGCAUGUUCGUCCUAUUCUAGGCAUGCAUGGUUGGCAGGAUAAUGCUGGCACGUUUGACACACUCGCACCGCUACUGCCCCAACACCUCUCCUUUCUCAGCAUAGAUGCACCGGGUCAUGGCCACUCCUCGUGGCUGCCGCCUGGUGUCAUGUAUCACUCCAUAGAUUAUGUGCAGCUGGUGCUGCGGAUAAUGGAGGAAUACAAUUGGAAAAAAGUGUCCAUAAUGGCCCAUUCAAUGAGCUCCAUAAAUGGUUUCGUAUUCGCCUCCCUAUUCCCAGACAAAGUGGAUAUGUUUAUUGGCCUGGACAUUCUCAAACCACUUAUACGUAGUCCGAAACAUAUUGUGAACGCGCUAUCCGAACGCCUGGCAGACUCUCUUAAACUGGAGCGUCGCUUACGCAGCGGCAGUGAACCGCCUGCUUACGAAUGGGAUCAACUGGUUGAACGUCUACACCAGGGCACCGACAAGUCCGUUGACUUGGAGGCCUGCAAGUACCUAUUACAGCGCAACAGCAAACCCUCCAGCCACGAGCCUCACAAGUAUUACUUCUCCCGCGACAAUCGCCUAAAGAACUCGCUGUUCUACACACUCUCCAAUGAAAUAGUAUUGGAAAUGGCAUCACACAUCACAGCGCCUCAUCUCUUCAUUAAGGCACUGCAGGCAUCCUACUAUGAGGAUAAGAAAUACUAUGAUUCCGCACUGGCGGUGCUGCGGCAGAAUCCAAACUUUGAAUAUCACGAAGUUGAUGGAACGCAUCAUGUGCACCUCAACGAGCCCGAGAAGGUGGCGCACAUCAUCAACUCCUUCAUAAACAAAUGCAGACCCCUAUAAAAAGAUGUAGAUGAAAUGAAUUCUCAACUGUACAUACUUUCUAGUUAUUAUCUAUUGAAAGAUGCAGAUAUCAAAAAUAUUGUUUUUGUAAGCCGUAAUGCUCCCGACGAAUUUAGAUCAUAAUUGACGACGAUGCGAAUUACUUAAUAAAAGAGUCU
This is a messenger RNA of Drosophila hydei, 1274 nucleotides long. Its product is annotated as probable serine hydrolase. Lineage: Eukaryota; Metazoa; Arthropoda; Insecta; Diptera; Drosophilidae. The transcript is spliced from 3 exons. Bases 1 to 1116 code for a protein of 371 amino acids. The record is from RefSeq and is a predicted model, not a curated record.